This is a messenger RNA of Caenorhabditis remanei, 930 nucleotides long. RefSeq lists its product as uncharacterized. Lineage: Eukaryota; Metazoa; Nematoda; Chromadorea; Rhabditida; Rhabditidae. The transcript is spliced from 9 exons. The record is from RefSeq and is a predicted model, not a curated record. Gene Ontology annotation, cellular component: membrane. The coding region runs from base 1 to 930 and encodes 309 amino acids.
AUGCCACUGAGUUGUACGGCACGAGCACUGAAAUUCUCAUUAUUCAUAUUCAAUUUGGUGUUUCUGCUAUGCGGUUUGAUAUGUCUUGGUAUAGGAUUAUGGCUGGUCCUUGAUAAAUACGCAAUUGACAACUUGGCCUUUGCCACUGCUAAAGUACAAGGUUAUGAUCAAGAUGCCGGACUCCGAGAUUUGGCAACAAAACCAACUGCAGUUCGUCAAUUCGGUUAUCUUCUAUUUAUCGGUGGAUUGAUAGUUAUAGUCGUGGCGUUCUUGGGGUGUUGUGGUGCUGCAAAGGAGUGGAGGCCUCUGUUAUGUUGUUACUCAUCCUGUCUAAUGAUGAUACUUGCCAUUCAAAUAGCAGCAACAAUCUAUGCAUUCCUUCACAGUCACAUGUUCGAAAACGACUUUCGAGACAUUCUACAUUCAUCAUUAAAAAUGUACAAUGGAACAGAUAACAUGAAAAUUGCCAACCCCGGACAAGAUGGACUGUUGGUGAAGACAGCGUGGGACAAGAUUAUGAUUGAGAAGUCGUGUUGCGGUGUUGAUUCCAAACUCGGAGAAUUCAACAAUUCCGGCUGGUACCACUUGAAUAGAGGUCGCGAUCAAUUCCCACCAGCAUGCUGUCCGGCUGAUGAGCACGGAAGACUUAGACCUCACUGUACCACUAUUAUGAGACAUUCUCACGGUUGCUACGCAAAAAUCGCCGAAUCGUUUCAAGAAGUCACAUCGCAUUUCAAAAUCGUCUCGUGGACAGUUAUAUUAUUCGCUUUGAUCCAAGGUUGUAUAACGCCAUUAUAUCGUGAAAACCAAAUACACUUCUCUGCUGUAUUUUCUAUUCUUGUUGUUCUGACAGUACUUGAUCUAUUGCUAUUCAUUGUUGGAGUCCAACUGUUCCGUCGUAUCCGGAUUGAGAUGCUCUACUAUUUCUAA